UCGUCCACAUAUAACUCGUACGGAGAUGACUCUGUUUUGGAUGGUCUUUCACCACAACUACCAUUCACAUAGAUAUUUGCUUCCGAUUGUGGAUUGAUUGUGUUAAUGUUAUUCACACAUACAAUACACAAUAAUUAGUAAAAAAAAAACUGGAAAUUUAUUGUUGCAUUUGUCAGCUUGAACUUUCGACUGGGCUUCCUAAUUCAAAAUCUUCAUACUUUGGUUGAUUCAUCAACCAAUUGUUUAUGUACAUGUGCCGAAAUUGUUCACCAUUUACUACUGCCAUCAAAGCAAGUCGGAGCUUUAUUAGUUAUCGAGCAGUGUGGUACCUAGAGAUAAUUGGCUAACAAGUGGAUUGUACUACCUACUAUCAACAUUUUCCUCAAAGUACCAGUGAUGAACACUUGACAGCAAAACCUUAUUUACUAGACAGCCAAUAUAGUUAGUAAAGAUGAACGGACUAAGUUUCAGCGAGCUGUGCGGAUUGUUCUGUUGUCCGCCGUUUCCAUCCAGAAUUGCUGCCAAAUUGGCUUUUCUUCCACCGGAACCUUCGUACAAACUGAAUGCAGACGAAUCUGGGUCCAAGUUUUCCAUUGAAUUUAAUGACAAGGCUGAAUGGCAGUAUUCAGAUAGAGAAAAAGAUAAUAUUGAAGUGUUCUAUACAAGAACAUCAAGGGGAAAUAGAAUUGCUUGCAUGUACGUUAGAUGUUCUGCCAGUAGCCGUUUUACAAUCCUCUUCAGUCAUGGUAAUGCAGUGGACUUGGGUCAAAUGAGCAGUUUCUACGUGGGGCUGGGUUCAAGAAUCAACUGCAACAUUUUCAGCUAUGACUAUUCAGGGUAUGGUCCAAGUAAUGGGAAGCCAUCCGAAAAAAAUUUGUAUGCAGACAUCGAAGCAGCAUGGCAGUGUUUGCGUACCAGAUACGGAAUUUCGCCUGAAAAUAUAAUUUUGUAUGGUCAGAGUAUCGGGACUGUCCCUACUGUAGACUUGGCUUCAAAGUAUGAAGUUGGUGCUGUGAUUUUGCAUUCCCCAUUGAUGUCUGGGAUGCGAGUUGCCUUCCCCAACACCCGACGAACAUGGUUUUUUGAUGCUUUUCCAAGCAUCGAUAAAGUUCCAAGUGUGCAAAGUCCUGUCCUAGUGAUUCACGGAACUGAAGAUGAAGUGAUUGAUUUUUCUCAUGGAUUAGCUAUCUACGACAAAUGUCCUCGUGCAGUUGAACCUCUUUGGGUCGAGGGUGCGGGACAUAAUGAUGUUGAAUUAUUUAAUCAGUACUUGGAUCGACUCAAGCAAUUUGUGACGGUUGAGCUCGUGAACUAAUCAAAGUGAAAUAAUUUUAGCAUCAAAUUGAAGCAAGUGCAUUAACUUACAACAACUAUAAACCAACCAAACUCUUCUCUCCUAAAUUAUUCCAACCCCCAUCAGGAUGCACGACACUCAAGUGCAUUCGUGCAACUCGUUCAUAUUUAUUUACAACAGUAUAAAUUUUGAAACAAAAACGGUCGGGGUGUUGAACCAACGAACAAAACAAAACAGAAAAAGGCUCUCCUUGCAAGUGAUUCAGUGAACUACAAUAAUAUAAAAAUAUCCCUACGGCGCUUGUCAAUGUCAAAUUCAACAAUCUGUUUGUAAGGUAGUGGUAGCAGCUCUCAUUUGAAUAGCCGAAGUAAAUUUAUAUUCUUUAGUUUCGAUUUGACAAAUCUCAGUAUUCAUUGUAAUUAAAUACAAGAAAAUUAUUGUAAAAAAUCGACAUUUUCCCCACGGCAAGUAUAAACCUCCCGGCUCCUGUCUAAGAUAUACGUCAGAUAUAUUUCUCCCGUAAAGACCCUUACAUUUUAAUAUACUAUAUUUAUAUAUAUAUACAUUAUGGUUUGUUGGUUGCAGCAACAGCACUUUUUUGUCUUUUAUAUGAGGAUCUUCGUAUCUGAUAUUUCUCAUGUUUGCUGCUUUUGAGAUUAUGUGUGAUUGGUUACGCAAAAUAGUUAUCCAAUCACGAAUAAUGGCAAUCACAAUUAGUUAUUAGACAAGAUAUACGCCACUAUACAUAUAUACUACGUUCGUACAUAUCGAAACUUUUUAGUUCCUUGUCAACUAUUUUUUAGUUACCUAAUUUAUUCCAUGCUCUCAACAUAUGUUUGUAACUGUUUUGCGUUUUAUUCAAUGUUUGAACAAAUGAAGCUAAUUCUAAGUCUUUUUUAAUGCAGUUAAAAAGUAUAGAUAUAAGUACCUUUUUUACAUUUUAUAGAUUGAUAAUAAGAGAUCUAGAAUCCUAUUAAAUUAAAUACAGUCAGUUAUACCUCAUGUUUUAUGUUGUACCUUGUUUGAUAUAUCAUAUCUCAUUUAGACAUGUAUGAUGGAUACAUAUGUCUAAAAAAUAUAGUAGUUACUGUUACUAUUAAUAUUGCAAUGAAGACCAACAAAGGCUAAAAGUUAUUUUAGCAACUGAAUUAUUACAGUAGUGCGUCAUACAAAAUGAAAAAUUCCCCUAAAUCCAUAUUCUUCAAUCAUAAAUUGAAAUUUUUAGUUCUUCAAACAAUAAAAAUCAGGCGAACCCCAUUAGUUACUGCAGUAUGAAAAUUCUAAUGGACUGACUGAUCAAACAACUAACUCCCAUCACUCAUCAUGAAUACCGCGAUAUGGAGACUAUACUAUAUAUAUUCUACGCCAGCCAACAUUUUGUGAAAUUAACAAUAAUUAAUCAGUGUUUGUCGUAAAUUUUUGUAUGUGUAGAAUCUAAGUAAAGUAAAGAAUCAAAUGUCUCUUAAAAUUAA
Molecule: messenger RNA, 2766 nt
Organism: Folsomia candida
Lineage: Eukaryota; Metazoa; Arthropoda; Collembola; Entomobryomorpha; Isotomidae
Product: alpha/beta hydrolase domain-containing protein 17B
Exons: 12
Coding region: 452-1315 (287 amino acids)
Biological process (GO): protein depalmitoylation
Cellular component (GO): endosome membrane; plasma membrane
Molecular function (GO): palmitoyl-(protein) hydrolase activity
Source: RefSeq, a predicted model, not a curated record